AUGGCCUCCGAUGCCGCCAACCACCCAAGUCCUGCCGGCUCCGUGGCUUCAUCGGUGACCCCCGGCCUGAAUUACAAUAGUAAUAAGCGUAGUGCUCCGGACCAUCCAAGCCCGGCUGGCCCCGGGAAUGCCGAAGUUGUCACUCCGGCCGGCGCCGGCACGUCGCCCGCUUCUCAACCACCCGGCGACUCCAACAAGAAACGCCGUGUCGGUCCUGGCUCCAGGGGCGUCGCCAACCUGACGCCGGAGCAACUAGCCAAGAAGCGCGCCAACGACAGGGAAGCCCAGCGAGCCAUCCGCGAGCGCACAAAGAACCAGAUCGAGACCCUGGAACGCCGUAUCCAGGAGCUGACCUCCCAGCAGCCCUACCAGGAGCUGCAGGCCGUCCAGAGGGCCAAGGAGGCCGUCGAGGCCGAGAACGCGGACCUGAAGCGCCGCCUGGCUGCCUUCAUCGCCUCUAUUCAGCCUUUCAUCUCUACUUCUCCACCGAACCAACCGCCACCGCCGCCGGCAGACCCGCACCCUGCCGUCUUCCCAUCCCCCAGCGGCAGCUACUCCCACGUCCACCAGCACAACGGGCCCAUCUCGGCGCACAAUGCCUCGACGCCCAACAGCGCGGCCUCUCCCGCCUCCAUCGACCCGACCGCCGGCUGGCAAACGACGCCCAACGGCAGCGGCGGCGGCGGCGGUGGUGGUGGAGGUGGCGUCCCGGAUCUAUCUCCCCCGAACCACAUGUACGCCGCGAGCAAGAUGCUCGACCAGCAGCGGCAAGGGCUCCGCCACGGCCUCGACUUCGGCCCGGAGAAGCUCGGCCUGGACUUCCUCCUCCUCGACCAGAACGCCCGUGUCGGCAAGAUCCAGAGCGGCGUCAACGGCGCCCAGGACACGCCGAGCUACAACCACGUGCCCAUGAAGCAUGACUGGACCGGCGUCGGUCCCGUCACACACAGCCGGAGCCCCUCGCUCAGCGGACCGACCGUCCACACCCCGCGGUCACAGGUAGACUAUCCUCAGCAGACAGCAGCCGUCAUCCUCCGCCCCCCCGAAUCCCGAGCCCUAGGCCACCACACAGCCGAAGUAAAAAACUGCGGCCCAACCUGCCCCCUCGACAGCCUCCUCCUAGACUUCCUCCACGAGCGCCGCCAACGCGCCGCCGACGGCCUCUCCACCCACGAAAUCAUCGGCCCGCGCUACCCCAGCGUGCUCUCCCUCCUCAACCCGGCGAACAGCAAAUACUCCCACCCGCUCUCCAAAGUCUUCACCGACAUCCUCGCCACCUUCCCCGACCUGUCCGCCCUCCCGCAGCGCGUCGUCGUCCUCUACAUCAUGUUCCUCAUCAUGCGCUGGCAAAUCUCCCCCACGCAAGAAAACUACGACCGCCUGCCCGAGUGGGCGCGCCCUCGCCCCACGCAGCUGUUUACAGAGCACCCGGCCUGGAUCGACCACGUGCCGUUCCCCGCGAUGCGCGAUAAGCUGUGCCGCGACUAUAACCCGCGCGAGUACCUCUUUGACAACUUCUUUGUGCCGUUCACCACGACGCUGAGCCUCAACUGGCCGUACGAGGAGACGGAUACGCUGCUGCAGGUGCCGGAGUCGGAUGAGGUGCUGAUUAACCCCGUCUUUGAGCGGCACCUGCGGAGGCUGGAGAAUUGGACGUUGGGCCAAGCUUUCAACCAGACGUUUCCUAAGCUGAGAGAGACGUAUAAUUUGAAGGAGUGA
Colletotrichum acutatum is the source of this 1719-nucleotide messenger RNA. RefSeq names its product BZIP transcription factor. Bases 1 to 1719 code for a protein of 572 amino acids. The transcript has 4 exons. NCBI's taxonomy places the organism in Eukaryota, Fungi, Ascomycota, Sordariomycetes, Glomerellales, Glomerellaceae. The record is from RefSeq and is a predicted model, not a curated record.